AUGGCCGCUUGCGGGAGCGCAACCGGCACGGGCGAUAAGACGCCCUGGGACGUGAGGAAGAAGCCCGUGACCCUCGCCUGGUCGCCGCCCGGCGAGAAGAUCACGAGCGCGCGCAUCUUCGUGACGACGUCGACGACCGUCGCCAAGGUGCUCAAGUCCUUCGCGUCGCGCUACGACCUGGGGCUGCCCGUCGCGUCGCUCUGCCUGCGGAACCGGGCCCGCGUGCUCCACCCGGACCUGCCGGUCCUCGCCCAGAUCGAGGGCGACCUCGCCCAGCUCUGCGAGGUCGCGGAGCUCGCGGACGGUCCGCCGCUCGUCGGGCCGGACAAAAUCGUCGCCGCGACAAGACAGGUCCACGAGACGAAGACGAACCACGGCGUCGUCGCCGCGGACCUCGAGCUCGACGGCGAGACCUACGACGAGGUGCGCGAGGAGCUCGUCGCCCGCGGGCUCCACGUCGCGGCCGCGCUGCUGCCGAUCUUCGCCGAGGGCGCUCCGGAGCCGGCCGUCGUCGACCGCGUCGCCCGCGCGGCGGACCUGCGAGGCGAGGCGCGGGCCGUCGCCGCGGAGCGGCUCGCCCCGGCGCACGCCCUCGCGGCGCGUGAGGACGCCUGCGCGGUCAUGGCGCGCGCGCCGUUCUUCGGCGACGGGCCGCUCUCCGGCGCGCCGGGCGCGCCGCCGGCGCGCUCCGCCGCCGACGUGCGGUCGCGCCUCGCCGACGCCGAGGCGUCCCUGGCCCUGCGCCUCUACAAGGAGGCCUACCGCCACCGCCACCGGCCCGCGCGGCUCGCGUCCCUGGCGCCGGCGAGGGCGCGCGCGAACGCGGCGUCCGCGCGGCUCUUCGCCACGGGCGCCGUCGUCGCCGCGCUCCGCCGCGACGGCUACGCCGCGGCGCCCAACGCCGCGCCCCUCGCCGACGUGCGCCUCGUCCGCGACCACUUCGAGGCCGCGUUCGCCGCGGGGCGCUUCGGCGCCGCGCGGACGGACCCGUGCAACGCCGGCUCGCACGCGGUCGUGCUCCCGCUCGCCGGCGAGGCGGGCGCGACGCCCGAGGCGACGGCGGCGCUCGGGCGCGUCUUCGGGCUGCUGGCCGGCUGCGCGGCGGAGCUCGAGGCCGCCGGUGGCCUCCGGCUCGCGGUGCCGGACGAGGUCCAGUGCGCGCGGUACCCGCCGGGCGCGCCGGGCUACCGGGCCCACCGCGACUGGUACCCGACGGAGCACGGCAACGACCGCGAGGUGACCCUGCUCCUCUACCUCAACGAGCACUGGACCGACGACGACGGCGGCGCGCUCGCGUUCCCGGCCUCGGGCGCCGCCGUGCGGCCCGAGGCGGGCACGCUCGUCGCCUUCCUCAGCCGCACCUGCGACCACCGCGUCGAGCCGGCGACGGCGCGGCCCCGCCUCGCCCUCACGCUCUGGCUCGACCGCCGCGCGGACACGCACGCGACGAUGCACCGGGAGCCCUACGAGGAGGUGCAGGAGGCGCCGGAGGACGCGGAGGAGACGUCCCCCGUCGACGCGGCGCUGGAGGAGGCGGGCUUCAACGCCGUCAGCGUGGAGGUGCUGCUCAUCACGGGCCUCGGCUGGUUCGCCGACGGCCUCGAGACGUCGGCGCUGUCCGUGCUGCUGCCCGCGCUCGCGACGGAAUUUUCCGCGACGGCGGGCGAGCUCGCGGCGUUCGCGUCCGCCGUCGCCGCGGGGCAGGCCGUCGGCGCCUUCGGCUGGGGCGCCGUCGCCGACGCGCGGGGCCGCCGCGGCGCCUUCGUCGCGUCGCUCGCCCUGGCCGCGUCCGUGGACGCGGCCGCGGGCUCCGCGCCGUCGUUCCGAUGGCUCCUCGCGCUCAAGGCGCUCGCGGGCGUCGGCUGCGGCGGCAACCUGCCCAUCGCCGUCACGCUCGCGUCGGAGCUCCUCCCGCCGCGCCGCCGCGAGACCUGCGUCGUGCUCAUGCACGUCUUCUACGAGCUCGGCGAGCUCUCGGCCAUCGGGCUCGCCGCGCUGCUCCUCCCGGGCCGCUGGCGCCUCUUCGUGUCGCUGCUGGGCGCGCCGACGGCCGUCGCGGCGGUCCUCGGCGCGCUUCGCCUGCCCGAGAGCCCGCGCUGGCUCUGGGCGCGCGGCGACCGCGGCAAGGCCGCGGCCGCGCUGGACCGCGUCGCGCGGCGGCGGCCCGGCCCCACGCCCGACGACAAGCCCCGCGUCGUCGCGUCGAACGGCGCGGCCGCCGCGGUCGGCAGCGGCUGGGUCACGUGGGCGCCGGAGAUCGCGGCGACGCGGGACCUGCGGUCCGGGCCGACGUACGCCGUGCUCGCGGCCGCGCGCGUCCUCGCCUGCACCGUGUUCCUCCUCGCGUCCGCGCUCGUCGAGCGGCACGGGCCCUGGCCGACGCUCCUCGGCUUCCUGGCGUGCACGACGGCCGCGUCCGGCGGCCUCGCGGCGCUGCUCGCGCGGCGGUCGACGACGACGGAGCUCCGCUUCGGCGCGGCCUACUGCGCGCUGACCUUCUUCUUCAACGGCGUCUGGCCCGUGCUCUACGUCGUCACGCCGGCGGCCUUCCCGACGGACGCGCGCGGCGCGGGGUUUGGGGCGGCGAACGUCGGCAAGCAGCUCGGGGCCGUCGCGCUGCCCCUCGUCGCCGGCGCGCUGCUCCACCGGUCGCUCCUCGCGCUCGGGCUCGUGCUCACGGGCGGCUGGCUCCUCGGCGCGGCCGCGGCGGCGGUCCAGGCGCGGCGGCCCGCGUACCUCGCGCGAGGGGGGGAGGAAGACCGGGCGGACGGCGUCGACGCGGACUCGCCCCUCGUCUAA
This is a messenger RNA of Aureococcus anophagefferens, 2799 nucleotides long. RefSeq lists its product as hypothetical. The transcript has 4 exons. Gene Ontology annotation, biological process: transmembrane transport. Gene Ontology annotation, cellular component: membrane. The record is from RefSeq and is a predicted model, not a curated record. Gene Ontology annotation, molecular function: oxidoreductase activity, acting on paired donors, with incorporation or reduction of molecular oxygen; iron ion binding; L-ascorbic acid binding. Lineage: Eukaryota; Pelagophyceae; Pelagomonadales; Pelagomonadaceae. The coding region runs from base 1 to 2799 and encodes 932 amino acids.